This is a messenger RNA of Polyodon spathula (Mississippi paddlefish), 6851 nucleotides long. RefSeq names its product AT-rich interactive domain-containing protein 1B-like. The record is from RefSeq and is a predicted model, not a curated record. Gene Ontology annotation, biological process: positive regulation of DNA-templated transcription; chromatin remodeling; regulation of transcription by RNA polymerase II. The transcript has 20 exons. Bases 7 to 6099 code for a protein of 2030 amino acids. Gene Ontology annotation, cellular component: nBAF complex; SWI/SNF complex; nucleoplasm. Gene Ontology annotation, molecular function: nucleosome binding; DNA binding. NCBI's taxonomy places the organism in Eukaryota, Metazoa, Chordata, Actinopteri, Acipenseriformes, Polyodontidae.
GAUCCAAUGGCGAUGAAGCGAACGCAACUGUAUGGGAUGAGCAGCAACCCCUAUUCACAGCAGCAGCAGGGCGGGUCCUAUCCAGGCCAGCCAUACGCAUCCCCUCCUCCCCACAGAUACCCAAUGGGAAUGCAGAGCAGGAACCAGGAAGGAAUGGGCGGAAUGCAAUACCCACAACAACAGCAGAUGCCUCCUCAGUAUAGUCAGCAAGGCCUGCAAUCGUACUACGACCCCCCGCAGCAGCCAGCGGCACGGGCACAGCCUGCACACACACAGCAGAAGCUCCCGCCCCAGCAGGACAUGUCUGGUUCCAUCGAUGACUUGACCACAGGAACCGAAGCCGCUCUGAGCUCUGCUGUCAGUACCUCGGGCUCUACAAGCAGUCAGGGGGAGCAGAGCAACCCAGCGCAGUCUCCCUUCUCUCCCCAUGCCUCUCCUCACCUCUCCAGCAUGCGCAGCGGCCCCUCUCCCUCCCCAGUGGGCUCUCCCGUCGGGAGCAACCAGUCCAGGUCUGGUCCCAUCUCUCCUGCAAGUGUUCCAGGCAGCCAGGUGGCCCCUCAAACUCCGGGUCAUCAGUCUGAACCCGGAUCACACCCUACAAUCAACCAGACCACAGUGUCUCAGGAGAGAGGUUUUCUGCCUGGCAUGCAGCGGAACCCUCCGAUGUCCCAGUAUGCAACUCAGCAGUCUGGACCCUCCAUGUCCCAACACCCUUCGCCUGGAGGCCAGGUUCUGCAUCCCAACACCCUUCGCUGGGAUGGGGGUGGCUCCAGCGGCACUUAUGGGCCUCAGAGUGGACACUAUGGACCUCAAGGUAACUAUCCGAGGCCGCCAAAUUAUGGAGGGGCACCAAGUGCCAACUACAGUGGAGCAGGUCCUGGCAUGAGCAACAGCUUGGGUAUGAACGCCAGCAGCCCGAUGCACGGGCAGGGUCCUGGGCAGCCCUGUGGCUCCAUGCCCCUGGGCCGGGGGCCAGCGUCAGGAAUGGCCAGCAGACCGUACCCUGGAAGCAUGAGCAACAUGGCCCCCAACUCUCCCAGCAUGCCUCAGCAGACUGUCCAGGGGAUGGGUCCCCCUCUGCCGUCCAUCAACCGCAAGGCUCAGGAGGCCGCUGCUGCCGUCAUGCAAGCAGCUGCCAGCUCCGCCCACAGCAGGCAAAGCAGCUACCCCAGUAUGAAUCAAAGUGGCAUGAUGGGCUCAAACUCCCCCUAUAGCCAGCCCAUGAACAACAACUCGGGGGUGAUGAACCCACAAGGCCCUGCCUACAACCUGGGCAGCAGCUCUGCAGGUCUCAUGGGUCUGGCAGGGGACAUGAUGAAUGCUGCUGACCCAAAGCUGCCGCUGAAACCAGAGAGUAAAGAGGACAGUAUCCCUCCACUGGAGACCAAGGUAUCCUCCCUUCAGCAUGUGGACAGCAUCCCUCCACUGGAGACCAAGACCAAGGUAUCCUCCCUUCAGCAUGUGGACAGCAUCCCUCCACUGGAGACCAAGACCAAGGUUUCCUCUCUUCAGCACGUGGACAGCAUCCCUCCACUGGAGACCAAGACCAAGGUAUCUUCCCUUCAGCAUGUGGACAGCAUCCCUCCACUGGAGACCAAGACCAAGGUAUCCUCUCUUCAGCAUGUGGACAGCAUCCCUCCACUGGAGACCAAGACCAAGGUAUCCUCUCUUCAGCAUGUGGACAGCAUCCCUCCACUGGAAACCAAGACCAAGGUAUCCUCCCUUCAGCAUGUGGACAGCAUCCCUCCACUGGAGACCAAGACCAAGGUAUCCUCCCUUCAGCAUGUGGACAGCAUCCCUCCACUGGAGACCAAGACCAAGGUAUCCUCCCUUCAGCAUGUGGACAGCAUCCCUCCACUGGAGACCAAGACCAAGGUAUCCUCCCUUCAGCAUGUGGACAGCAUCCCUCCACUGGAGAUCAAGACCAAGGUAUCCUCCCUUCAGCAUGUGGACAGCAUCCCUCCACUGGAAACCAAGACCAAGUUAUCCUCUCUUCAGCAUGUGGACAGCAUCCCUCCACUGGAGACCAAGACCAAGUUAUCCUCUCUUCAGCAUGUGGACAGCAUCCCUCCACUGGAGACCAAGACCAAGGUAUCCUCCCUUCAGCAUGUGGAUAGCAUCCCUCCACUGGAGAUCAAGACCAAGGUAUCCUCCCUUCAGCAUGUGGACAGCAUCCCUCCACUGGAGAUCAAGACCAAGGAUAGCCCCAGCUCUCAGGGUAUUUCUCAGCCCCCUACCCCAGGCAGCCUGCCAGUCCCUUCCCCCCUGUCCCCCUGCACCGCUAGCAUCUCCUCAUUUCAUGGAGAUGAAAGUGAUUGCAUUAGCAGCCCGGGCUGGCCAAAGACUCCAGCAAGCCCUAAGUCCAUCUCUUCCACCACCACUAACGAGAAGAUCAGCAAGCUGUAUGAGAUGGGUAGCGAGCCCGAGCGCGGGGUGUGGGUGGAGCGCUACCUGGGUUUCAUGGAGGAGAGGGGCUCGGCUGUCCUUAACCUGCCAGCUGUGGGGAAGAAGCCCCUGGACCUCUGCCGACUCUACAUGGCGGUUAAGGAAAUCGGUGGCCUGGCUCAGGUUAAUAAAAGUAAGAAAUGGCGAGAGCUGUCCAGCAUCCUCCACAUGGGCACCUCGAGCAGCGCGGCCAGCUCCCUGAAGAAGCACUACAUCCAGUACCUGUUUGCCUUUGAGUGUAAAGUGGAACGCGGAGAGGAGCCGCCACCUGGAAGCUUCUCUGUGGGACACAAUAAGAAGCAAGCCAGGAUCCAGCCACCAUCUCCUGCCAAUUCAGGCUCCUUGCAAGGCCCCCAGACCCCACAGUCAACUGGCAGCAGUUCCAUGACUGAAGCUCCAGAAGACCUCCAGCCUCCAGCCCCAGUCUCCUCAGCACAUGGGCAGAUGCCACCCCUGCAGGGUAACAGAAGCAGUGCGGUCAGCGUGCAGGACCCCUUUUCAGAGAUCAGUGACCCUGCAUUCCAGAAGCACAGCACUCCAUACCAGCCGGGGGUGAACACGCCGGAGGGGGUGAUGAGGAUGCACUUUGAAUCCAGUAAGGGUCCUCUUGGUGGGAUGAGAAAAGUGCCUGGAAACAGUGAGCCCUUCAUGAGUCCAGCACAGCUGUCCAGCAGCGGGAUGCAGGACAUGUACAGUCGGUCACCCUCAGCCGGGAUGUCCAGUCUGGGGAUGGGGCAGAGGCAGCAGUACCCCUAUGGGCCAAGGUAUGACAGGAGACCAGAUCACGGGAUGAGCCCAGAAGGUAGUUUGGGGCCCCCUGGUGGUCAGAGUAACAUGGUGCCUUCAAACAGUGACCCCAGCAUGUACUCUCCACACGGACACCCUGGCCAGCAGAGACAUGACCCCUACGGGCAGCAAUACUCAGGACAGGGUCCCCCCUCAUCACAGCCUCCAUAUGGGUCACAUCAGCCUGCCAUGUUCCCUCAGCAACAGGGCUACAAGCGUCCCAUGGAGGGCAUGUACAGCCCCCCAGCCAAGCGACAUGAAGGGGAAAUCUACAGCAUGCAGUGUGGCGGCCAGCACCCCGACAUGUACAGCCAGUAUGGCAGCAGCUUCUCUGGGCCCGAGCGGCGGCCCAUUCAGGGACAGUAUCCCUACCCUUACAGCCGGGACAGGCUGCAGAUAGCUGGGCAACCCCCCCCACAGCAGCACGGGAUGCUGAGCAGCGCCCUCCAGCACACCUCCAACACUGGCGCGGGCCCCCAGCAAAACACGUGGCCCUCCAGGACUGCUCUACCAUAUCCCUACCCCAACAGACAAGGACCCGGGGCAUCCUCCCAGGGACCCAUCUACCCUGGUAUGGGCAGGGAGGAUGAGAGCGUGGUCCCUGACCAGAGGCUAAACCCAGAGAGCCAAUGGCCAAGUCACGUCAACCAGCGGCAGUCCCCCUACCUGCCCCCUUCCUCCAGCUCCCUGGCCUCCAUGACCUCACGGCCUCCCCAGCCCUCCUAUCAGACUCCUCCCUCUUUGCCAAACCAUAUCUCCGGGGCGCCCAGCCCUGCCUCCUUCCAGCGCUCCCUGGAGUCCCGCGUGUCCCCCAGCAAGUCUCCCUUUCUACCAGCCAUGAAGAUGCAGAAGGUGGGCCAACCCGCCCCCGCGUCCCACGUCAGCGGCCCCGUGGUUCAGCCACCAAUCAGCAGACGUGAGAUUGGCUUUCCCCCUGGCUCUGCGGAGGCAACGCAGCCUGUCCUGAAGCCACGGCGCAGGAUCACCUCCAAGGACACGGCAACACCAGAGGCAUGGCGUGUGAUGAUGUCUCUAAAAUCCGGUCUCCUGGCUGAAAGCACAUGGGCUCUGGAUACCAUUAACAUCCUUCUGUACGAUGACAGCACGGUCGCCUCGUUCAACCUCCUGCAGUUACCUGGAUUCUUGGAACUCAUGGUUGAGUAUUUCAGAAAAUGCCUGAUUGAAAUGUUCGGCAUCCUAAAGGAAUAUGAAAUUGGUGCUCCAGGCCAGAAGGCUCUUCUUGAACCAGUUUCCAUUAAAAAGGAGAACAUUCAGUCCAAAGCGAGUGAUUGCGGGACUGAGGAGGUUAAAACAGACUGCAAGGAGGAGCAGGCUAAGGAACUGGAUGAACCUGAGAUUGACAAGGAGGAGGUGGAGGCAGAGGCAGAGGAACAGGAAGAGAAGAGGGGGGUCGACACUGAAGAGACCUUGGACAAGCCAGAAGAGAAACCAAAACAAGCCAGCAAGUUCGACAAGCUGCCCCUGGAGCUGGUGGAUGCAGGGGAUGACUUUGUGGUGGAACGCUCAGAGCAGCUGAAACACGUCCAGGAGUUCAGCAGCGGGCUCCUCCAUUGGAAGAUCGGGGGAGGAGACUCCACGGAACACAUCCAGACCCACUUUGAGAGCAGGGUGGAGGUGGUGAUGAGGGGGUGGCAUGGGGACUCCUGUGCUAACCCAGACAAAGAGCACAAGAAAAACAAGCAAGUGGAAAUGGAGGAAACAGUGUCAGAAGAUCAAGUGGAGAACAGCAUCAUGGCAACCAUCGAUGAUGUGCUGAGUGCCCGUCCUGGAGCUCUCACGGACGGCAAUCUGUUUCCCACCUCCACACACCCUGACCAGCUGGCCUUACGCAUCCGUCAAGCCAAGAGCCAUAGAAAAAUCAAGCUUCUGGAAGAUGAGCACAAGACUCGAGACGAGCUGCCUCUGUCCACCAUUGCCAGCUGGCAGGACUCUCUCACCAAGCGCUGCAUCUGCGUGUCCAAUAUUGUGCGCAGCUUGUCCUUUGUGCCUGGAAAUGAUGCAGAGAUGUCAAAACACUCGGGGCUGGUCCUGAUCCUGGGGAAGAUGGUCCUUCUGCACCAUGAGCAUCCUGAGAGGAAGCGAGCCCCCCAGACCUACGAGACGGGAGAGGCACAGGACAAGGGAUUGGCGUGCAGCAAGGACGAGUGGUGGUGGGACUGCCUGGCAGUCCUGCGGGAGGACACCUUGGUCACCUUGGCUAACAUUGCGGGGCACCUGGACCUCUCUCUUUACCCACAGAGCAUUUGUCUGCCCAUCCUGGAUGGUCUACUGCACUGGAUGGUCUGCCCAUCAGCCGAGGCCCAGGACCCCUUCCCCCUGGCAGAGCCGAGCUCAGCCCUCACCCCCCAGAGACUUGCGCUGGAGACCCUGUGCAAGCUUAGCGUCCAGGACAGCAAUGUGGACCUCAUCCUGGCGACCGCGCCCUUCAGCCGGCUGGAGAAGCUGUAUGCCACCUUGCUUCGUUUCGUGGGAGACCGCAAGAACCAGGUCUACCGGGAAAUGUCAGUAGCCAUUUUAUCUAACCUUGCCCAAGGGGACACAUUGGCAUCACGGGCCAUAGCUGUGCAGAAAGGAAGCAUUGGGAACUUAUUAAGCUUCCUGGAGGAUGGAGUCACCCUGGCACAGUACCAACAGAGCCAGCACAACCACCUCCACAUGGAGCCGCCCAGCAUCAACAUGAUGUGCAGGGCAGCAAAGGCUCUUCUUGCCAUGGCCAGGGUGGAGGAGAAUCGCUCAGAGUUUGUUUUGUUUGAAGGACGGCUGCUUGACAUUUCCAUAUCCUCUGUGCUAAACUCCACAGUGGCCUGCAUCAUUUGUGAAGUACUCUUUCAGAUUGGACGCUUAUGACAGCAGUGGGAGGCCAAGCAUGUGUGAGUGGAGACAUAAAAACAGGUCACAUAUAAUUGGCUCUAUAUAUAUUGUAUUUAAACUAAUAAUAAUAAUAAUAAUAAUAAUAAUAAAUAAUAAUAAUAAUAAUAAUUAAGAAGAAGAAUCUUUGUACUUCUCACUAUUACCAUUUGCAAGCUUUAAAAUAAUUUGACAGUCUUUUAAUAUGUGCUGUUCAUAUGUACAAGUACUUUCUUCUUUGUGAUGUUUUUGAGGGUUCCUCUUUAUUUUUUAUAAAUGUUCAUACCUGUUUUUUUUUAUUUUUUAGUUUAACAUACAUAAAUUGUGAGUUCACGUGUCAAUUACAGAAAACAAAUCAUUGUUCUGAUUGAGACAAGGAAAUAUAUGCACCUUCCAAAUCUCUGUGCAACAGGGAAAUAGAUUGUUGUUGGGCAAUAGAGCAACUUGUGCACCAGGGGGCAGUGUUGCAUUUGCCUAGCAGUUAAAAAAAAAAAAAAAAAAAAAAAAAAAAAAGACGUGGUUUCUUUAGUCAUUUUGCUGUGUUUGUUUGUUUGUUUUGUAUUGCCUAUGAGCCAUGAUGUGUGUAGAAGUUGUACAUUGAACAUGCCCUCAAUUAUUUUGUUGUGUUAGUACAGCAGGGAUGGAUAUGAGUCCCACUGCAUAGCAUAGCAGUUAAAUCCAUUCCUGGUUUUACUAUGAGUUCAAUAAGACACACCAGAGCUUGCUACCUCUAUACACUGGGGCUAAUCAAG